Molecule: messenger RNA, 450 nt
Organism: Ascochyta rabiei
Lineage: Eukaryota; Fungi; Ascomycota; Dothideomycetes; Pleosporales; Didymellaceae
Product: Component of the SF3b subcomplex of the U2 snRNP
Exons: 1
Coding region: 1-450 (149 amino acids)
Biological process (GO): mRNA splicing, via spliceosome
Cellular component (GO): nucleus; spliceosomal complex
Source: RefSeq, a predicted model, not a curated record
AUGCCACCAAUCCGCACAGCACGCGCCUCGAAGAAGGCCCCACCUGAUGGCUUCGAAGACCUGGAAGAUACACUUCUCGAAUUCCAGAACAAGAUGAAAGACGCCGAGAACGCAUCGCACGAGGGCAGAAAGAAGUACGAAAUGACAUGGCCCAUCUUCCAGAUCACCCACCAGCGCUCACGAUACAUCUACGACAUGUACUACGAGAAAGAAGCCAUCAGCAAGCAACUCUACGACUACCUGCUCAAGAAUGGUUACGCAGACGCCAUGUUGAUUGCGAAAUGGAAGAAGCAGGGCUAUGAAAAGCUGUGCUGCACAAGGUGCAUUCAGACCAAGGAGACAAACUUUAGGUCGACGUGCAUCUGUCGCGUGCCCAAGGGACAGAUGAAGGAGGGCCAAGAUAUCCAGUGCGUGAACUGCGGCUGCAGAGGAUGCGGUUCUAGUGACUGA